Drosophila suzukii is the source of this 4279-nucleotide messenger RNA. NCBI's taxonomy places the organism in Eukaryota, Metazoa, Arthropoda, Insecta, Diptera, Drosophilidae. The record is from RefSeq and is a predicted model, not a curated record.
GGCAGCAACGACAGAGCAUCGAGAUCACCGCGUUCGGAUGAUCAGCGCGAGAUCAGCGAUAUGCCGGCCACCAAACGAUCGCGCUCCGACUCGGUAAUUGCAGACUUCAUAAACGCACGAUGAACUCUAACUCAGACUGUGAGGUGUGAGGUGAGGUGAGAGUCAAACAAAUCGAUUUGAGAGUCAGUCUAUCGCCAAAAAAUCGAAAAAGGCGCGAUCCCCAGUCGAUAAACGAAACGAAAACGAUUACAUAUAUGCUAAAUAACGAAAGCGAAAGCGCAAUGAAAUGCGUAUGCGUAUUGUUGUUAAAUCUAGGGCAUCAGUGAGUCCUGAAAACAAAACCGAAACCGAAACGAGUCGACGAAUCGCCAGAACUAAUCCAAAAUGCAUAUAUAACUAUUAUCUCUCUCUUUCUCUUUCUUCUAUAUCUCUCUUUUUUAGUUCUCGUAAGCGUUUUUCUCCUUUUAAGUUUGUUCCGCCUAAGACAUAAGUUUUAUCGAGCUCAAGAUCGAGUUCGCAAUCGAAAUCGAAAACGAGGUAUUCGAGAUCGCGGGUAUUCGAGAUCGAGAGAGAGAUGACCAAUUAGAUAACUCCACUACUACUCUACUACCAAUCUACUACUACUACCAAUCAGCCACAAAACAACCAAGCCCAACCAGUACAUCGACAUUAAUCCGCUUCUAACCACCUCGCCACCACGUCGUCGUGUGCCGCCAGCCGGGGACUGAUCCGGGUCCCGAUCCUGAGAUUCCCGAGACUCUGAUUCUGGCUCCGGUCCUGUCCUGGUUGCAUUUACAUUAAGUACCAAUGAUUUUGUGUUUUGCCUUAGCUAGUUCAGAUCAACCAACCAAUCGUCCGUCCUGUCAUUUGUCCGAUUUGUUAAAAUGGGGUACCGAGCAUCCAACUAAUCAGUCUUUAAGUAAACGAUCUUUCCGAUCAACAUCCGCAUCUAGUAAUUCAAUAAAUUAAGACCCAUGGGUCUAGCUCCUUGCGAGCUUCUAUCUUCCUAGAAGAAACAUUAACCAUGGGUAGAUAACAGCUUUUUGUAGGUAGGGCGGUGGAGAACCUAACCAACUUAAACAUAUUGUUGCUCUUAUUAUCGUUUCAGCGUCUUGUUUUCUUUUUUUUAUUUUUCUCUUUUUAUCACUGAGCAAUGUAAAAUGUGUGUGACCCUUCUUCAAGUCAGUUACCGCGCCCCCAACUCAUGGAAAUCGAAUACGAAAACCGCACCUAAGGUUGCUUAUAAUUUCUAAUUUUUAUAAACUACUCGCCAGAGCUGAGCACACACGAGGAGAUCGGCAAAUCCCCAAAGGCCCAGCCCGCGCUUUUUUGUUCUCACUUCAUUUGGAGGGGAUUCCCCGGAUGUCCUGCUGUGUGCCCAGUUCGCCUUGUCCAGCGGAUGAAUUUUGAUUUGAUAUACAUUACACAUAACCCGACACAUUACUACCUCCUAUUUUAUAUAUGUAUAUGGUAUAUGUAUAUAUGAUAACCACACUUGCAUCACAUACACUACGUAUAUCAAUCAAUUGCCUACCGAUAAGCGAAUAUGUUUUAUUUGACGGGAGCUUUCUCUUUUUAUUCUUGCAUUUUCCAGCCUUGACAAAUAAAUGACAAAAACUCAAGCCCCUCUGCAUAAACGAUAGACUCAUAGAAAGACUCUCAUCCAACGCAAAAGAAACGAAAAGUGAAAUAUGCAUUAAACUUAAGUAUCCAAUAAUCAAUGAUCAAGUUAUAGCGACAUUAUGUACCGAUUGAUACCCAUCGAUACGCGCUCCAAAUAUCCCAACUGAUCCGCUCGAGGAGCCACUAUAUGAUUAACAAUUUGUUUUCUUAUUUUUUCCUUUUUGUCUUCAUCUUUCUUGCAGGCAGCAGGCAGUUUUUGUCUUUAUUUAAGCGGUUUCAAACGCAAUCUCUUGACCAAUUUGUCUGUCCCAUGCCAAUUAUGCCUUCGGAAACAGGCAGAAAAAGAAAAAUACCGAACAAGUCAAAUGAAAAGUCGAAUCGAAUCCCAAACAAAUUGCAUAGCUGAUGAUCGAUCAACUGAACUGAACUGAACCCUCCCCCAGUAUGAGAUGCACUAAUCCCUCUUCCCAAUUCUAGGCAAGUCCACGGAUUCGAAAAUUCCCUACCUUUCGCAGCCCCUGUACGACCUCAAGCAGACGGGCGAUGUCAAGUUCGGUCCGGGCACCCGAUCGGCGCUUCUCGGCCUCUUGGGCGGCGCUCUGCCCAAGCUCUCCUCGGAGCAGCACGACCUGGUCAGCAAGGCCAAGAAGUACGCCAUGGAGCAGAGCAUCAAGAUGGUGCUCAUGAAGCAGACACUGGCCCAUCAGCAGCAGCAAUUGGCCACCCAGCGGACUCAGGUUCAGAGGCAACAGGCAUUGGCACUUAUGUGCAGAGUCUACGUGGGCAGCAUUUCUUUUGAGCUCAAAGAAGACACAAUUCGCGUGGCCUUCACUCCCUUCGGUCCAAUCAAAUCCAUCAACAUGUCUUGGGAUCCCAUCACGCAGAAGCACAAGGGUUUCGCCUUUGUGGAGUACGAGAUUCCCGAGGGCGCACAGCUGGCGCUGGAGCAGAUGAACGGAGCCCUGAUGGGCGGCAGGAACAUCAAGGUAGGACGACCCAGUAACAUGCCACAGGCCCAGCAGGUGAUCGACGAGGUGCAGGAAGAGGCCAAAAGCUUCAACCGCAUCUACGUCGCCUCCAUCCAUCCCGAUCUGUCCGAGGAGGACAUCAAGAGCGUCUUUGAGGCCUUCGGACCUAUCCUCUACUGCAAACUGGCCCAGGGCACCUCCCUGCACACGCACAAGGGUUACGGCUUCAUCGAGUAUGCCAACAAACAGGCCAUGGACGAGGCCAUCGCCAGCAUGAAUCUUUUUGAUCUGGGUGGACAGUUACUGAGAGUGGGUCGCUCGAUUACGCCGCCGAAUGCCCUUGCCUGUCCCACAACAAACUCCACGAUGCCCACGGCCGCGGCAGUGGCUGCAGCGGCGGCAACAGCCAAGAUCCAAGCCCUGGACGCGGUGGCCAGCAAUGCUGUGCUGGGCCUGUCACAGAACACUCCCGUCAUGGCAGCCGGCGCGGUGGUCACCAAGGUGGGAGCCAUGCCAGUGGUUUCUGCAGCCACAUCUGCGGCUGCUCUGCACCCUGCCUUGGCCCAGGCGGCACCUGCCCUUCUUCCGCCCGGAAUAUUCCAGGCACCCUCUCCAGUGGCGCCCAGUUUGCUGGGUGUUCCCGCUGGUCUCCAGCCUCUUCAGCCGGUGGUGCCCACUCUUCCGCCGCCCGCGCUUUUGGCCACACCCACUCUGCCCAUGUCAGUCGGUGGUGUUGGUGUGGGCAUAGUGCCCACGGUGGCCACUUUGUCGGUCGCGGAAGCCAGCAAUGGAGCCGCCGCUGCGGCUGUACUCUCGGCCGCUGCGAAUAACGCCGCUGUCACGGCAGCCAGCCUCUCGGAGAACAUCAAGAAGGCACAUGAGAAGCAGCAGGAGGAGCUGCAGAAGAAGCUGAUGGACGAGGGCGAUGUGCAGACGCUGCAGCAGCAGGAGAACAUGUCCAUCAAAGGCCAGAGCGCCAGGCAGCUGGUGAUGCAGCGGCUAAUGCGGCCGGUGGACUCACGGGUGAUCAUUCUGCGAAACAUGGUUGGUCCCGAGGAUGUGGACGAGACCCUGCAGGAGGAGAUCCAGGAGGAGUGCAGUAAAUUCGGCACCGUCAGCCGGGUGAUCAUCUUCAACGAGAAGCAGACGGAGAACGAGGACGACGACGAAGCGGAAAUCAUCGUGAAGAUCUUUGUGGAGUUCUCGGCCGGCGCGGAGGCCAUGCGAGGAAAGGAAGCGCUCGACGGCAGGUUCUUUGGCGGACGAAGAGUUGUGGCCGAGCUCUACGACCAGGGAAUAUUCGAUCAGGGAGAUCUGUCAGGCUAGAAGAGGGAGAUGAUCCCGAUCUUUGUUCUGUCAUUUUUUACGUAGCACCUAAAAACGAAAACGAUGCAAGUUUAUUUAUUACGCCAGUCCGGAGACAACCGACCAUUGUUGAGCGGCGCGGCAGCCAGAUUACAAUUAUGAUUAUGAUGAGAUGAUUCUGCAACGCAGUGAUUUAGAUUUAAAGAGAGAUCCCCGUAGCGAGGGGAGCGAUUUUCAGUGUUUUUGUAUUAUUGCUUGCCCUCGGAACACCGAAAACCACAAAAGAAAGCCCAAGCAAGCACACAACGGCCGACUAACAACGUGUACAUUUACAUUUGACUAAUUUCAGCGCUUACAAAAUAAAUAUUAGUUUUCCAUUAAAA